Messenger RNA from Schizosaccharomyces japonicus yFS275, 3284 nucleotides. Its product is annotated as xylulose kinase. The coding region runs from base 484 to 2172 and encodes 562 amino acids. Gene Ontology annotation, cellular component: cytoplasm. The record is from RefSeq and is a predicted model, not a curated record. Gene Ontology annotation, biological process: D-xylose metabolic process; carbohydrate metabolic process; xylulose catabolic process. Lineage: Eukaryota; Fungi; Ascomycota; Schizosaccharomycetes; Schizosaccharomycetales; Schizosaccharomycetaceae. Gene Ontology annotation, molecular function: D-xylulokinase activity; kinase activity. The transcript is spliced from 2 exons.
AAUUUUUUCUACACAUAUGAGCAAGUGUUGGUCUCCCUCGGUUAAGUGUUUGCAAAUAGGUCUAUUGUGAGGUAUUUUAUUCAUGUCUUGAGAAUUUUUAUUAUAAUUGUAAAGCAUAAAACCAUAAACUUCGUUCAUGCUCCUCCAUAAGAACGAACAAAAUGACAAUGGUGGGGGACUGUCAUGGUGUUGUUGAAUUAAUGUAACAAACAACUCGACCGGCGAUUCAUUAGUUACUUCUCCUGUAAUUCUAUCGUUACAGACCUCGCUUACCGUUCUGUAAUUAAUAUUAUAGCUGUACUUCGAAGUUAGUUUCUCUCUUUCAAGCGGGGAACGGAAAUUUACGUCACAAGAUGAAGAGAUUUGUGCCGGAAUAGGAACGGCGAGACAUUUCCUUACAAUUCAUCUUUACCCCUUUCUCUUAACCAUUUCGACAAACUUUUGUUAUAACGUUUUUUCUUUUUAUGGUUUUGUGAUUUCAUAAUGUUUUUGGGAUUCGAUUUAUCUACUCAACAGUUAAAAGGCGUUGUUAUUGACGAGAAAUUAAAUGUUCUACAUGAAUCUUCAGUGGAAUUCGAUAAGGACUUGCCUUCAUACGGUACGACUAAGGGCGUUUACGUUGAUGGGCCCGAAGUUCAUUCUCCCGUCGCUAUGUGGUUUGAAGCUUUAGAUUUGGUACUGAAACGACUUCAUGAACACAUCGACUUAAAUCGGAUUAAGGUUAUUUCUGGAGCGGGUCAGCAGCAUGGAUGCGUGUACUGGCUGAACGGAGCAUCAAAAUCAUUAGCCAACUUAAACUCCCAUGAUUCCCUUAAACAACAGCUUUCUGAUAACGUUUUCCCGUUAUCUCCUAAUUGGCAAGACUCGAGUACAGCUACCCAGUGUCGAGAAAUGGAGGAACUUGUUGGAGGUCCGACAAACAUGGCGAAAAUUACCGGAUCCAAGGCCCAUUGGCGAUUCUCUGGACCCCAGAUACUCAAGUUUCGUAAACAACAUCCGGAGGCUUACGCUCAAAUUGAAAGGAUAUCUCUUGUCUCAAGCUGUUUAGCAUCUUUAUUGUUGGGCAAGUUUGCACCAUUGGAUCAAAGUGAUGCUUGUGGUAUGAACUUGUGGGACAUCCGUGGAAAUGAGUACUGCACUGAAUUAAUGCAGCUUGUGGGCGGGGAUAAUCAUUGUGGAAUCGAACUUAAGAACAAGCUUGGUCCGGUGGAGACGAAUAGCAUAGCAGAACUCGGGAAAAUCCAUCCUUAUUAUGUUGAAAAGUAUGGCUUUAAUGAGAAUUGCACCAUCAUUCCGUUUACCGGUGACAAUCCUGCUACGAUACUUUCUUUACCUCUUGUUCCUGGACAAGACGUACUUCUUUCGUUAGGUACAAGUACCACUGUCUUGAUGGCAACCAAUCAUUACGAAUACUCGCCGGAAUUCCAUAUUUUUAAUCAUCCUGUCUCCAUGAAGUCUUAUAUGGUGAUGAUUUGUUACAAGAAUGGAAGUCUUGCACGAGAGGAAGUCCGGAAUGAGCUUAAUAAAGCAUAUGGCUUUGCCGAUAUGGCGAGCUGGAAUGCGUUUGACGAAGUCACUGCAAGACGCUUAGAAACACUCAGAACGCUCAACAGCACAAAACAUGUUGAAGGAGCUAAAAUCGGUUUGUACUAUCCGCAACGAGAAAUUAUCCCUCCCCUGGGACCGGGAGUUUGGCGAUUUAUAAUAAAUGCCGACCAGGAACUUGAAGAGGCAACGGAAAGUAACUGGAAAUCACCGGAAGAUGAUGUAGUUGCAAUUGUGGAGAGCCAGUUUUUGGACAUCAAAAAUCGAAUUGUUCCGUUGCUUGAAGGUGUUACGAAACCACGUCGAGUUUAUGUUGUAGGAGGUGCUAGUCGCAAUGAUACCUUGGUAAAAGCCAUCGGUAAUAUUCUGGGAUGUGACAUUUAUCGACUUAAAACAGGAACAAGCAACGCUUGCGCAGUAGGAGCUGCUAUGAAGGCUGCAUUUUCUCUUUUGAACGCUCGAAAUGAAUAUGAUCGUUUUGUCGCUGACAAGUGGGAGGGAACGAAAAGGCUUCAGCAAACGGAAGUGAAGCCUACUGAUGCUUUACACGAGUACUAUGAAAAGCUUGCACCUUUUGUUUCAAAGGCCCAAGAACUGUUGUUGGGACGGUUGGACCCUGUUCAAUAAGACCCAAGAAUCUAGUAAAGUGUAGUAUGUUUCACUUUAUAUCCACGCAAGCAUAUUCUAUAGUCAAUCACUCUUUUUUAUGUAUCAUCAAUCAUUAUUAACUGUAUAAGCGAUUAAACUUGUUGUUGCUGCUGCUGAAGGAAAGUUUCCCACCGAUCGAUGAUUUCUUUUUGGGAUUCAAUGAUAGACUCGAGCCAUGUUUCAACACUAGCUUUGAAUUCUUCUACGCGUUCUUCCUCAAUCUUUCCCAAUUCAGACUUCAAUACUUUAGUCGCGUUUGCGUAAUCUGCUUCCAGUAAUGAUGCCACACGCUGAUGCUCAUUAACUUCAUUUGUGUAGUUUGUAAUUUUUUCCUGCUGAGUCUUUCCGUGUUUCAUGUACUUGUCCAAUGUAGCCUUAGAACGAUUUGCUUCCGCGAUAGCAGAUUGCCAAGAUUGCCAAACCUUUUGGCGGGAGGCAUAUGCAUUCUGAACACUCUCAGCCGUGCGAAUGUAUUCGUUGAGAGUAACACUUAAGGUUAAGUUAUCGUGAACGACACGACGCUCAUGUACUUGAUGAAGGUUCAUCUGUAAUUGUGCUAAUGCAUCCAACUUGGAACACAAACCUGCAUCUAACUCAACGAGGGAGAGAUUUGCUAACGACUCACCAAAUUCCGAGACAACCGUUCCAACCUCGUCUCGCUGUUCCAUAACUAGAGAAAGUGUCUGAUACAGAGAACGUAAUUGUGCGUCCAUAACUUCCCAGUACAACUUCUUCUCCUCCAAGAAUUCAUCCGUUUCUGCAUACUUCGCCGUACUACCGGAGAACACAGAAGAAAUUGAACCGAGAAUACCACUGCCAGAACUGGACAAGGCUCUUGACUCCGCUGUUCCAUGUCGGCGGCUUAACCGUAAAUCGAAUACUGAUGCUGAAAGAAAAUAACGGAAUGCAUCGUCUUGACAUAAACGGGGAUGUUGCGCAAUUUUGCGAAUCAUCUUCUCCAGACUAGCACGUCUCAACUCAACAAAUUCAUCGUCAAAUCGACCAACGACCUGCUUUUCAGGAGCAGGAGGAAUAAUGGUUCCAGGGUGUGUAGCACCAAGUAAUUGAUAUAGUAACAAAAAGUCGCGGUA